Molecule: messenger RNA, 333 nt
Organism: Fusarium venenatum
Lineage: Eukaryota; Fungi; Ascomycota; Sordariomycetes; Hypocreales; Nectriaceae
Source: RefSeq, a predicted model, not a curated record
AUGGCCGGCAAUAUCAUUCCCGGAGACGGAAGUCCGUUCUCUGAAGCCGGCGGGGCCAAUGAAAGACGUUGGACAGAGUCACAUUGGUGGCCGCGGCCGGCGUCCAGAAGGGUAGACACCAGAAACAACGGUGCAAACAAUGCGCGACUGAUACAGUUUUGCGCUGGACUUGCGACGACUGUUGCGACUGCGCAUACUGGUCGCACUAUCAUGACAAUCCAACUCGAUGUGAAGGCGCAAUCUGGCUUCUGCGACGAUGAUCUGUAUCUAAUACUGUGUCGUCGAAACGGUUCUACCCGCAUGGCUCAAACUUUGAAUACUAGUACGAGCUAA